AAUUCGACUCUGUGGAGUGGUCUCUCCCCUCUCUACCCUAAAACACACUCACCCACUUCCUCUGUAUAAACCUCUCUCUCUCCUCUCAUCUCUCUCAUCUCUCUCUCUCUCCUCCAUGAAAAAAUCACAGUUCCUUAGAGACAGAACCUCCUAAGAAAUCUCCCAUCUUUGAUGACUUUUGCUUCCUUAGUUUCAACUUUAUUGUCCGAACGCUCUGAAAGAACCCAAAUAAACGAUUAAAGAGACUAUUAAAUACACAAAGAACAAUCAAUCAAUCAAUCCCCAUGGCCGAGAAUCUCGCUUGUGGUGAAACCAGCGAGUCAUGGAUCACUGACAACGACGAUGAAAUCAACUACGGCGGCGGGUUUACGAACAAGAUUGGUUAUAAUCAUCAACUUUUCAUUAAAGACGGUAACUUUGACGGCGACGGAUCAAUUCCGGUGAUGGGUUCUUCGUUUUCGUCGAGACAAGACAGAAUCAAAGAGAUGUUGGAGAGAGAGAUUGAGUUUUGCCCUGGAGCUGAUUAUGUUAAGAGAUUGCGUUCUGGGGAUUUGGAUUUGUGUGUUCGAAACCAAGCUUUGGAUUGGAUUUUAAAGGCUUGUGCUCAUUACCAUUUUGGACCUCUGUGCAUAUGUCUAUCCAUGAACUACUUGGAUCGGUUCUUAACAUCCUAUGAAUUGCCAAAAGACAAGGCUUGGGCUGUUCAGUUGUUAGCUGUCUCUUGCUUAUCAUUAGCAGCCAAAAUGGAGGAAACAGAUGUGCCUCAAAUUGUUGAUUUACAGGUGGGAGAUCCUAAGUUUGUUUUUGAGGCCAAAACAAUAAAAAGGAUGGAACUUUUGGUACUCAACAAAUUGAAUUGGAGAUUGCAAGCUAUAACUCCAUUUUCUUUCAUUGAUUACUUCGUCGACAAGAUCAGCAAUCAAGUAACAGAGAAUUCGAUCUAUAGAUCAUCAAGAUUCAUUUUGAACACCACCAAAGAAAUUGAAUUCUUAGACUUCAGGCCUUCUGAGAUAGCUGCAGCAGCAGCAGUGUCUGUUUCCAUUUCAGGAGAAACAGAUUGCAUUGAUGACGAGAAGGCCAUGUCUAAACUCAUACAUGUAAAACAGCAGGAGAGAGUGAGGAAAUGUUUGAAUCUGAUGAGAAAUCUCACAGGGGAGAAUGCACCUGGGACUAGUAUAUCGCAGGAGCAGCCGAGAAGAGUGGUGCCGCAGAGUCCGAUAGGAGUGUUGGAAGCAACAUGUUUGAGCUAUAAGAGUGAAGAGAGAACAGUUGAGUCAUGUACAAAUUCCUCACAGAGUAGUCCAGACAACAACAAUAAUAGCAACAAGAGGAGGAGAAAACAAUGAGAGAGAGAGAGAGAAUAAAAGGAGUCAAGUCAUAUACAUUGCUUUUUCCAACUCCAAUCCAUAAAAGAGUCAUGACAUUUGAGGUUCCUUUUUAAUUUUUGGUUUAUAUUCCUUCUUCUUCUUUACAUUAAAAUUUUAUUUUUCUUUCUUUAA
Molecule: messenger RNA, 1499 nt
Organism: Capsella rubella
Lineage: Eukaryota; Viridiplantae; Streptophyta; Magnoliopsida; Brassicales; Brassicaceae
Product: cyclin-D2-1
Exons: 6
Coding region: 285-1346 (353 amino acids)
Biological process (GO): regulation of cyclin-dependent protein serine/threonine kinase activity; mitotic cell cycle phase transition
Cellular component (GO): nucleus; cyclin-dependent protein kinase holoenzyme complex; cytoplasm
Molecular function (GO): cyclin-dependent protein serine/threonine kinase regulator activity
Source: RefSeq, a predicted model, not a curated record